AUGCCUGAAGUGUCGGUAACGGUACCUAAUGAAUUGGGAGGAACAAUCAUUGGUCGGGGCGGCGAGCGCAUUCGACGCAUCCGUGAUGAAUCGGGGGCACAAAUUAAGAUUGAGGAAGAGGGUCCGAACGGUGAACGAAUAAUAACAAUUACCGGCACUCCGUCACAGAUUGAAAUGGCACAAUUCCUACUUCAACAAUGUGUGCGCUCAUCAGCUGCUGGACGCAAAUACCUCAAUGCUGGCUAG
This is a messenger RNA of Gongylonema pulchrum, 246 nucleotides long. The record is from the annotation of a GenBank genome assembly. Lineage: Eukaryota; Metazoa; Nematoda; Chromadorea; Rhabditida; Gongylonematidae.